Chrysochloris asiatica (Cape golden mole) is the source of this 1182-nucleotide messenger RNA. Its product is annotated as coiled-coil domain-containing protein 170-like. The record is from RefSeq and is a predicted model, not a curated record. The transcript has 7 exons. Lineage: Eukaryota; Metazoa; Chordata; Mammalia; Afrosoricida; Chrysochloridae. The coding region runs from base 1 to 1182 and encodes 393 amino acids.
AUGUCAGACCCUCUCCAAUUUUUAAACCACUCAGAUCCAGGAAGCCUUGCAGUUACUGGCCAAAGCCAAGGGCCCCAUGAGGCUAAGCCAUCAGAAGUCAAGCAUCUCUCAGCUCAUGUAUCUCAGAGAAAUAGCCCCAUGGCAGGUUUAGACCCACCUAUUGAAGUGGCUCCCAGCAAGAUUCCAGUCAAAUUCAACAAAAAGGCAGCUGGCCCUGUCCAUCCUGACCUACCUGGUUUGCUGGUGAAAAACAAGACUCUUUUAGCUGAGCUAAGAAAUCUUCAAAACAAACUUCUCAUAAAAGAAACUUCAUUGCAAGAGAUGAAAUCUGAGUUAGAAAGUUACAAAGAAAAUAAUGUGCAACAGUUGUUCCAGAUCAUGUCCCUGAAAACUGAUGUCAAGAACCUAGAGGAGCUUAUUGCUUCUCUAACCAGAAUUAAGUAUUUGAAAAAUACCAAUAUUCAGAAUCUUGAAAGGGGCAACUGGGAUUUAACGGGGCGAAUUAUAGAACUAGAAAAUCGUCUAAGGGUACAUCUGAUGGAAAGGAAAAAGGCAGAGCAUAAAGCAGACCUUUUAGAAAAAAAGUUAAUAAGGGCCAACACAAGCACACCUUAUAUGAAUAUGAAAAGACAAGAAGGUCCUCUGGAUAUUUUCAUGAUGAAGGAUAAGGAUGACACUAUCCUGACCAAGAACUUUGAGAGAGACAGUUUUCACUUCGAGGGACCAAAGGAUGAACAGAAAAUUUGGGACAAAUGUCUGCAGGAUUUAACCCAUAAGGAAAAACAAAUGUCUGAGUUAGACAGACCUCCAUAUUCAUUCAGCUGGGAAACUAAAACUACGCAAUACCAGUAUCAGAAUUUCCUUGAUCAGUUGGCUACUCUUUUGAGCAAUAGCGUUGUUCCAGUACCAGCCACUGCAGAAGCUGUGAAACAGAGGAUUGAGGAAAUUGGUGCAAACGAACUAUCUUGGAAGUUUAGAACUGAAGGCCUUCAGCAGGAAAUUCAGAUGCUCAAUAAACAACUGGAACGGCUGCAUCAUCUUUAUGAGGAAGCUAUUCGAGAAGCACCCCAAGCUGAAGAAAAGUAUAGGGAAGAAAAAAAAGCCUUAAAACGUAUGGAAGGAAAAAUUGCUAUCAAUGACUUUUUUCAAGGAAAAGUAUACUUGGACAGGAAGAAGCUCUGA